AUGCAGCGCCAGCGGAUCACGCUCUUCUCCGCCGAAGACGCCGACGCCAUGGCACUCCGAGAACGCUCCAGCAUGAUGCUCGGCUCGAGCCGCGGCGGCAGCCGCUUCGAGAAGCGCGCGCAGUCGUACAGCAUGCGCCCCAGCAUGACCGUGUACGGCCACGAGGGCGAGGACUACUUCGACGGCUCGGCCAGCUACUCGUCGGUCACGGAGCGCAGCGCCACGGGCAGCUUCGCGCCCAACCGCACGCGGCUCAGCGUGUCGCCUGACCUCAGCAGCGCCUUCGAGGACAUCUUCGAGACGGACUGGGAAGGAUACAUCUGGAAGCAGGGACACGUCGUGCGCUCCUGGCGCUACCGCUACGCCGUGCUCUCGGGCACGACCUUCUCGUACUACGUGAGCAAGGACGUGGCCAAGAUGGACACGGAGAAGUUCCGCGGCCGCGUCACGGUCACGGGCGCCUCGCGCGACCCCAACCGCUCCAACGGCGUGCUCAUCACCACGACCAUCAACAAGAUCUUCGCCAUGUACACGCGCUCCAGCAUCGAGUGCGAGAUCUGGGUCAAGAUGCUGCAGCAGGCCGUGCAGAACGCCAACAGCCAGAAGCCCGGCCAGAGCUUCAGCGGCGCCUCCAACGGACGCGACUCCGACCUGCAGAGUGUCCAGAGCGCGCGGGCGAGUCAGUGGAACUCGGCGGCCGGCGCGCCCAUGCCCUUCUCGACGGGCGGGCUGCUGGCUCAGACUGUACGUUCGUCAGGCGACUGGAAGGCCAGGAACCUGGCCACGAUCAAGCAGUUCUACUCCAUGUGGACGACUCAGUUCCUCGAACAGACGGGAGCGGACGACUCGGCGGCCAACCUCAUCUCGCUCUUCCCGAUUUGUUCGCCCGAGAUGGUCGUGUCGGUGACCUACCCGUGCGAGUUCCUCCCCUCGACCAAGUUUUACGGACGGGAAGGCCUCGUGGACGUUGUGCUAGGAUUCUCACGCUUCGUGUUGUUUAAGAGAUUCGCGGUGUCGCGCUACAUGACGACGAAGCAGCCGAACGUGCUGCAGGUGCUGGCUGCCGGUACGAUCUGGAACAAGUCGCUCAAGCGCGAGUUCACGUUCACCACGCGUGAUGAGAUCCAGCUCAGCCCCGGCGGUCGCGUGCUGAACCUCCAGAUGCAGAUCGAGGUCGACAUUGCCGCGUUCCAGAUGUCUGACGCUGAGCGGAAGGCGGCCAAGGCGGAGCGUGCGUUCCAGGCCUCGACGUCGAAGCGUGUGCUGUCGCUGUCGAUCCAGCACUUUCACGUGAACCGUGUGCUGGGUAAGGGUACCUUCGGCACAGUGGUGCUGGCCGAGCGCAAAAACACGGGUGAAAUCUUCGCUGUGAAGAUUCUGGAGAAGAGCUCGAUGUCCAACUACGACAAGCUCCGCACCAAGACUGAAAUGCGAAUCCUUCGCGACGUGCACCACCCGUUCAUCGCCCCGCUGCGCUUCUCCUUCCAGAGUCAGUCGCGCGUCUUCCUCGGCAUGGAGUACUACUCGGGCGGCAGUUUGUACACGCACAUGAACCGCUUCUCGAACAACAAGGAGCACCGCGUGAAGAUCCCACUUGAGCUGGACCGCGUGAAGUUUUACGCUGCUCAGAUCGUGCUCGCACUGUCGCACCUGCAUGCCUGCGACAUCGUGUACCGUGACCUGAAGCCUGACAACAUCAUGAUUGACGUGGAGGGUAACAUCGCUCUCGUUGAUUUCGGUCUCUCGAAGACGAACGUGAACCAGAUGUCGGGGGCGCGUACCAUGGCUGGAUCCCCCGCGUACACAGCUCCGGAGCUCUUGAAGCCGAAGCGCUCGCGUGAUUACGGUAAGGCCGUGGACUGGUGGUGCCUGGGUAUCUUGCUGUACGAAAUGCUGCUUGCCAAGCGACCGUUCCAUCACCUGAACGUGUCAGUGCUGUACAAGCUCAUCGAGAAGGAGCCCGUCAAGUUCCCGUCCAAGUGUGGCAUCCACCCGGACGCUCGCAGCCUGAUCCUGGGCUUGCUUGAGAAGGAUCCAAACAAGCGUCUCGGUGCACGCCAGACGAGCGACAUCCUCACGCACCCGUUCUUCAAGGACGUGAGAUGGAACUUCGUCCUCCGCAAGAAGAUCACCCCGCCGUGGGUGCCUGCCCCCAUGUCCAUGGAGGAGGAGCGCAUGAAGAGCCCAGACAUCAACUUCGACAAGUACCUGGCCUCGAAGACGGCUUCGACGGGCAACAUCUUCAGCGUCAUCUUCCCCUGGAAGACCCCUCGCUCUCGCCACCGCCGUGCAAGAUCGGAGAUGGACUACGACUCGUUCGGCAAGUUUAGCUACGUGAGCGACACAACGAACUCGUUCCUCGUGGACGAAGAUGAGAUGCUGGACGCCGCCUUCACGGGGCGUCGCAGCAUUCAGCUGCAUACUCUGGCAGGAGAAGCCUGAACUCACUGAACAAAAGACGGCGCCGUAGUUGUACCAGCAGAUGCACGUAGAACACUACUAAGGUAAAUUAUUUUUUGAC
Messenger RNA from Phytophthora sojae, 2521 nucleotides. RefSeq lists its product as hypothetical. The transcript has a single exon. The record is from RefSeq and is a predicted model, not a curated record. The coding region runs from base 1 to 2442 and encodes 813 amino acids. Gene Ontology annotation, molecular function: ATP binding; protein serine/threonine kinase activity. NCBI's taxonomy places the organism in Eukaryota, Oomycota, Peronosporomycetes, Peronosporales, Peronosporaceae. Gene Ontology annotation, biological process: protein phosphorylation.